AUGAUCAAUUCUUCCGAGGAAAUGACCAAUGUAAACGAGCGCAAUGUAUACUUCGGUACUGACUCGCUGAAGAAAUACUUCGACCCGGACUGUCAGCCUCCUCUGCCCCUUGUAGAGCUGCCACCUCAUUUGAACCCUUAUCAUCAAGAUGGGGUGCGGAUCUAUGCCAAAAUGAUGACCAUGCAUCCGGCAAACAAUGUCAAGGCAAUGCCAGCAUUGAACAUGCUCGAAUCUAGUGUUGUGCCCAACAAGACAGACCGGAUCAUCGAAUACAGCUCCGGAUCGACAGUCAUUUCGAUGUCCAUGGUUGCCCGAGUCAUGCACGGAGUAAACGACACCCGGGCUUUCCUGAGCAACAAAACCAGCGAUGCAAAACUGAAGCUGAUGCAAUUCUUCGGUCUUGACAUCACCUUGUUCGGUGGACCAUCUCAGCCAGAGCCAUUAGACGAAACGAGGCGGCAUUCAAAAUGCCCGAAGAAUGGCCCUGGAUCCCAUAUCCGGUGGACCGGACCACAGAUCUUCAAGCAGCUGCCUGAAAUAAACGUUCUCUGCGCUGGUAUGGGCACAUCUGGUACCAUGACCGGACUGGGGACCUAUUUCAAAGACGUGAAGCCCUCUGUUUUCCGACUUGGUGUUUGCACAGCCCCUGGUGACCGAGUACCUGGCCCCAGGUCAUAUGCUCUAAUGCGCCCUGUUGAGUUCCCCUGGAAAGCAGCCGUGGAUACCAUUGAAGAAGUUGGAUCAUCCGAGUCAUACACACUCUCUCUGAACCUAUGCCGGGAAGGUUUGGUCUGUGGCCCAUCAUCCGGGUUCAACCUCCAAGGACUCUUCCAGAUGCUCGCAAAGCGCAAGGCUGCGGGAACCCUAUCUGAGCUCGCAGGGCCAGACGGCACAACCCAUUGCGUGUUCCUCUGCUGUGACCUACCAUACCAGUACAUUGACGAGUACUUCCAAAAGCUGGGCGAGCAGCAAUUCCACCCAAUCCGAAACGAGCACCUGAAGAAAGUUGACCUGCACCGGUAUGACGAGAGCUGGGAGCGGGAUGCAUUGGAGGUUUUACCCCAAUUUUAUGGAUCACCGCGAUCCCUUGCGCAAAGCCCAUUGAGCGAGAUUGUCCUCAAGCCGCAGAACCGCGUUUUGGACCUGCGCCAACAAGAUGAUUUCCACGCGUGGCACCUCCCCGGCUCGGUGAACCUGCCGUUGUCUAGUGUUGGGCCUCACAGUCCGUCACCGUUUUCGGAUCCAGGUGUUCUGGAGGCGCAAUGGGUGGAGCUGGAGAAGAUCUUCAAGGAUGACGUCUUGGUCUCAGAUCUGGGGCGGCAUCACGUUCUAGUGGUAUGCUACGACGGUGAUUCAGCACGUGUGGCCACCAGCGUUCUUCGGGCCAAGGGCCUCGAAGCAGACAGCGUGCGUGGAGGCCACCGUGCGCUGAGGAUGUAUGGGAUCGGGAGUGAGAACCCGAUCUCCACUACCAAGGGGCCUCUCGGGGCUACAGUUUCCAUCGCGGCUGUUCCCCUUGAAUAG
This is a messenger RNA of Penicillium mononematosum, 1524 nucleotides long. Its product is annotated as putative cysteine synthase B. The coding region runs from base 1 to 1524 and encodes 507 amino acids. Gene Ontology annotation, cellular component: cytoplasm. Gene Ontology annotation, molecular function: cystathionine beta-synthase activity; cysteine synthase activity. The transcript has 4 exons. The record is from RefSeq and is a predicted model, not a curated record. Lineage: Eukaryota; Fungi; Ascomycota; Eurotiomycetes; Eurotiales; Aspergillaceae.